AUGAACAGAUUUGGUGGGCGUAGCAAUUACGGGAGUGGGAUCAGUAACAGCGGUAAUGUUAGUGGCAGUAGCCGAUCUCAAAUAGCUGAACUGUUCGUAAAGAGAGUACUGACGCAUUUAGACGAUACUGAUCCGUCGAAACUGAAUGAAUUCUUGAGUAUCUUUAAUCCAAAUGGAUGUAAAGUGGUUAUCAAUGCUACUCCAUUCGCACAACCAACUUCCUUUUUGGAGCAAUGGGAGACGGGCGUUACACAGACUCAACAUGCUUUGACCGCUGUAGACUACCAUGUGAUCCCUGGAUCUAAUACGGUUGUCUUUAACGUUAAUUGUAAAGUAAGAUUUGACGAAGGUGGAAGAGAUCGUGCUGGUCAGGAUGCAAGCAUACAACAAAACCCACAACAGCCUAGGAAUGCACUAAAUAGAACGAGGCCCUUAUGGGGUUCAUAUUUCGGAGUUUCUUUGCAGAUGGUCACAGAGGAAAGAGUUUUAAACAAGGAUUCCAACGGUGUGAUUCUUACUUUUAACUAUAACAUGGUUUACAAACCAGAUGAUUCCCUAAUGAAUAUCCAGUAA
This is a messenger RNA of Zygosaccharomyces rouxii, 573 nucleotides long. It is a transcript of the gene MTR2, whose product is annotated as Mtr2p. Lineage: Eukaryota; Fungi; Ascomycota; Saccharomycetes; Saccharomycetales; Saccharomycetaceae. The record is from RefSeq and is a predicted model, not a curated record. The transcript has a single exon. The coding region runs from base 1 to 573 and encodes 190 amino acids.